AUGAAGGGCCGGCGGUGGGAAAGAUGGCGGCGGUUGUGAGACCCUCCUGGUGGCGGCGGUGGCGGCUGCGCGCGUGGGCUCGGGACGGGGCCAGGCUAUGGCUCCUUCUCCUUUUGCUGGGGUCUGUGCAGGGGCCGUGGCACGUCAGGGCGGGCCAAGCGGUGGAGUACUUGAAACGGGAGCACUCGCUGUCGAAGCCCUACCAGGGUGUGGGAACGAGCAGUUCUUCUCUGUGGAACCUGAUGGGCAAUGCCAUGGUGAUGACCCAGUAUAUCCGACUCACUCCAGAUAUGCAAAGUAAACAGGGUGCCUUGUGGAAUCGGGUGCCCUGUUUCCUGAAAGACUGGGAGCUGCAGGUGCACUUCAAGAUCCAUGGACAAGGGAAGAAGAAUCUGCAUGGAGAUGGCCUGGCAAUCUGGUACACAAAGGAUCGGAUGCAGCCAGGGCCUGUGUUUGGAAACAUGGACAAAUUUGUGGGGCUGGGAGUGUUUGUAGACACCUAUCCCAAUGAGGAGAAGCAGCAAGAGGCCCAGAAGAGGCGCUAUUCUCCAGGAGUCCAGCGGGUAUUCCCCUACAUCUCAGCCAUGGUGAACAACGGCUCCCUCAGCUAUGACCAUGAGCGGGAUGGACGGCCCACAGAGCUGGGGGGCUGCACAGCCAUUGUCCGAAAUCUCCGCUAUGACACCUUCCUUGUGAUUCGCUAUGUCAAGAGGCAUCUGACGAUAAUGAUGGAUAUUGAUGGCAAACACGAGUGGAGGGACUGCAUUGAGAUGCCUGGGGUCCGUCUCCCCCGGGGCUAUUACUUCGGCACUUCCUCCAUCACUGGGGAUCUCUCUGAUAAUCAUGACGUCAUUUCGAUGAAGUUGUUUGAGCUGACUGGGGUGAGGACCCCAGAAGAAGAGAAGCUGCAUCGUGAUGUAUUUCUGCCCUCAGUGGACAAUCUGAAGCUACCUGAGAUGACUGUACCACCAGCACCCCUGAGUGGCCUGGCCCUCUUUCUUAUCGUCUUUUUCUCCCUGGUCUUUUCUGUGUUUGCCAUUGUUAUUGGUAUCAUACUCUACAACAAAUGGCAGGACCAGAGCCGAAAACGCUUCUACUGAGCCUGCCGCCAUCCGUCCCUCGGUGAUGUUUACCCAUGAGGUGUGGAUCUGAGCAUACAGCCCGGGAAGUCUGCCUAAGUCACCAGCUGUUCAGGGACUGUGUUCUGUCACUGGGACUUUGAAUGCAGUGACCCUGCAUUCUCAUGGUCAUCCACAGGAGCAUCUCACUGGCCCAAGAUGCCACCCACAGGGUCAAGCAGCUGUGACGUGCCUUUCCCUGCAGUCCUUCCACUUCGGAGUGAAAAGACAUGGAGAAAUAGAGAUUGUGAUGCCUAAAUUACAGAACUGGACAGCUCCCCCCCCACAUGGACUGGAUGCAGCAGGCCUUCCACUUCAUUUUGAAAUUCCCAGAUAGAAAACCAGAACUCACACAACCUGGAAACAAACCCACUUACUAGUUUUUGCUUUCUCUUUCUACUUGAGGAGCUCCUUGGCAAUGUGAGUGGAGACUUGGGCCGUACCUGCCUCCCCGGCCUCUCUGUCUCCCUUCACUCCUUGUCCUCUUUGUGUGCAUCCUGAGCUAGGAAAGAAAUUUGCUGCUCCCAUUAGGUGGCCCUGGGGCUGUCUGCGUUAGCUCAUUGCUUCAGCCUGUGUUCUGUGCUGGGCGGAUCUUGUUCCUGUCUGUCCCUGUGCUUUCCUAAUCAGAGCUCUUCAGGCCUUUGGAUCGUUUGGCUAAAGGUUGUUACAAAUCAAGAGAAACUCAGACAACUUUACAGAUGCAGUGAGAUUGACUGUGGAAUCAUCCCGGUCCAGGUGUGCCACAGAAAGCAGCCUUCAUCGGUCCGACCAUGUGGGGGUGUUUCUGGACCCCCGGAGCCUGCUUAGCUGCAUGUUUUGUUUCUCGUGAUUCUUGGGAUCCUGCUUUGAGUGUUGGAAGUGAAAAGCAGCUUUCUUGUUCCCUGGACUCGGACAGGACAUGACCCCGAGAGAUUUGGCUUCUUAUUGAGAAGAAACAGUUGCUGAUCUCAUGUAACAAAUCCUCUGUGUCUGGAGAAGUUCUGACCAUUGAGCUGCACAGCUCGAGUGCAGUCCUGUGUGUGCGUCACCCCUAUUAUACUGCCUUAGUCUACAGAUGUCACAUAUCUGCCCUGUGAUUAAAUUGGUUGCAGGCUAGUCUCCCUGGAGAGCCUGAAACUGAGUUCUCUGGGUCUCGGAAGCCCAAGGAAAAUUCUUAAAGAGACUGAUGGAACCAA
Messenger RNA from Peromyscus californicus insignis, 2293 nucleotides. It is a transcript of the gene Lman2l, whose product is annotated as lectin, mannose binding 2 like. Lineage: Eukaryota; Metazoa; Chordata; Mammalia; Rodentia; Cricetidae. Gene Ontology annotation, biological process: Golgi organization; endoplasmic reticulum to Golgi vesicle-mediated transport; endoplasmic reticulum organization. Gene Ontology annotation, molecular function: D-mannose binding. The record is from RefSeq and is a predicted model, not a curated record. The coding region runs from base 24 to 1100 and encodes 358 amino acids. Gene Ontology annotation, cellular component: Golgi membrane; endoplasmic reticulum membrane; endoplasmic reticulum-Golgi intermediate compartment. The transcript is spliced from 9 exons.